Carya illinoinensis is the source of this 2088-nucleotide messenger RNA. RefSeq names its product mitochondrial-processing peptidase subunit alpha-like. NCBI's taxonomy places the organism in Eukaryota, Viridiplantae, Streptophyta, Magnoliopsida, Fagales, Juglandaceae. Gene Ontology annotation, molecular function: metal ion binding. Bases 141 to 1664 code for a protein of 507 amino acids. The record is from RefSeq and is a predicted model, not a curated record. The transcript is spliced from 13 exons. Gene Ontology annotation, cellular component: mitochondrion.
CUCUUCCUUCGCCAAUCUCCCCCCCCUCUCCACAACACCAACUUGCUCCGCGAGUAGCCUCCGAGAAGCCUGGGCCUGAGCCUCACAACUCCACGAGUCGUUCCGUACUAUCUAAAGGGUUUUACCGGCCGACCAGCACCAUGUUCCGAGCCGCCUCAUCGCGAGUCAGGGCUCUCAAGGGUCGAACGUGCAAUUGGGCAUCGGGCAGAUUUGCAAGUUCGAGUGCCGUUGCCACAAAGCCAACAUCCUCUUCGGGGGGUCUCCUAGGCUGGCUGACUGGAGGAGGAUCCAGGUCUUUACCACCUCUGGACUUCCCACUUGCAGGUGUCAUUCUCCCACCGUCAUUACCUGAUCACAUCGAACCAAUUAAAACCAUGAUUACUACUCUCCCAAAUGGUGUCAAGAUAGCCUCUGAAGCAUCGGCUAAUCCUGUAGCCUCAAUAGGUUUAUAUGUUGAUUGUGGUCCAAUCUAUGAGACAGCAGUAUCAAUGGGAGCCACUGAUCUGCUGCAGCGUAUGGCCUUUACGAGAACAAGAAAUAGGAGCCACUUGCGAGUUGUGCGUGAAGUGGAGGCAAUUGGUGGCAAUGUGGAAGCCUCAUCUUCUAGGGAGCAGAUGAGUUACACCUAUAAUGCUUUGAAGACAUAUGUUCCUGAAAUGGUAGAGCUGCUUAUUGACAGUGUGAGGAAUCCAAUUUUCCUGGAUUGGGAAGUCAAUGAGGAGCUUCAUAAUCUGAAGGCCGAGAUUAGUGGAACUUUUAAGAACCCUCACAAUUUUCUUUUGGAUGCAAUUCAUUCCGCUGGUUACUCUGGUGCUCUGGCUAAUCCACUUUCAGCUCCAGAAUCUGCAAUAAACAGAUUAAAUAGUACAAUUCUAGAGGAAUUUGUUGCUGAAAAUUACACUGCUCCUCGGAUGGUACUUGUAGCUUCUGGUGUUGAACACGAUGAACUGAUAUCUGUCACUGAACCACUUUUAUCUGAUCUACCCAGUGUCUCUCGUCCUGACGAGCCUAAAUCUGUGUACAUUGGAGGUGAUUAUCGUUGUCAAGGUGAAUCAGGGAGAACCCAUUUCGCUCUUGCAUUUGAACUUCCUGGUGGCUGGCAUAAGGAGAAGGAAGCUAUAAUUUUGACUGUGCUUGAGGUGCUGUUGAGAGGUGGAGGAUCCUUUUCAGCUGGUGGACCUGGAAAGGGGAUGUAUUCACGCCUAUAUCUUCGUGUUUUGAAUGAGUAUCCACAAUUUCAGUCAAUUUCUGCAUUCAGCUGCAUCUACAAAAAUACUGGCAUAUUUGGCAUCCAAGCUACCACGGGUUCUGAUUUUGUGUCACAAGCCAUCGAUGUAGUGGUGAACGAGCUUAUCUCAGUUGCAACUCCUGGAGAAGUUGACCAGGUACAGCUAGAUCGUGCCAAGCAGUCAAUGAAGUCGGCCAUCCUAAUUAAUUUGGAAUCCAGAAUCCUUGCAUCUGAAGAUAUGGGUAGACAAUUUCUGAUCUAUGGUGAGAGGAAACCUGUGGAUCAUUUCUUGAAAGCUGUUGAUCAAGUUACUGCCAAGGACAUUGCUUCAAUUGCCCAAAAGCUUCUUUCUUCCCCUCUCACGAUGGCAUCAUAUGGGGAUGUUAUUAAUGUUCCAAGCUACGAUUCAGUCAGCAGCAAGUUCCGAUCAAAAUGAAAUAAAUGGCUUUCAUGUACGUGUGAAGAAAAAGAAGCUGCUUUCAUGUGUAAGAAGGCGCAGGUACCUGGCCUGCUUUGCUUGCACUGUAUUAUUCAACUAGUGCCCUCUUCAAGUUCUCAUACUGCCAAUUGUAGUUUGAAAAUAAAAGGUGGAAUUUUUACGUACCAGUUUCUCUGUAUAAAGAGCAGAUAGGCCGCCAAAAGUGGUUAACUUUUGAUAUAGACUAAACUCCCUAUUAUGGUGUUAUAAAGAAUGGGAGAUAUACAAACUCAGUUUGAUCAUUUUUUAUGUGCUUGUUUUCUGUUUGAAGAAAUGUGAUAGAACUUCAUGUAAUUGUAUAGUCAGUAAGAAUUACUGUAAAAGAUUGCUUUGGCUAAGUCAUUAUUCUAUUGUCAUGAAAUAAGAAGAAUGUAAUCCUAAA